GACAUUUGCGUACAUCAGAUUUUUAUCAGUAAAUUUUGUGAAAAUAUAAAUUUCGCAAAUAUUGAGAUAUAAUUACUAAAUAAACUAUUGCGCCGCAGUAAGAUUCUAUUAGUUUAAUUCUAAUAGUGUACACUAAUUUUAUUCAACAAAAUGCAACACAAGUACAACAACAAAGUGGACAUUUGAUAUUCACAGCAGGCAACAAAUUUGCUAGCCAAUAAAGGCUCUAAACAGAAAAGCUAAUCAAAUUAACAAAAAAAGGCAAAUAUUUGAAAAAUAAAGUAAAGGGAAUGUGUUCUGCGAGAAUGUCACAUUCUAGCCAGGAAAACACAAAAGAAAGUAGUAAUAGUGAUGUACAAGCAUUUCGAAUGCCUUUUGUGCCUUCGGGACACAUCGAAACGCCAGACACGCCGUGCUCAGGCGAUUACUUAUCUAUGCAGCCUUUUAUAGAUUUUGAAGAAAUUGCUAUUAAAGAGAAAUGUGGUCAUGGUUCCUACGGUGUUGUGUACAAAGCUGUUUGGCGUGAUCGUUAUGUGGCUGUGAAGGAAUUUGUUGCUACCGCUGAACAAACAGCUAUAGAAAGAGAAGUCAAGCAACUAUCCAGAGUAUGUCAUGAUAAUAUAAUAAGCUUAUAUGGCAUAUCUGCUCAUAACCAAUCCAAAUACCUAGUUAUGGAAUAUGCUGAAGGUGGUUGCCUGUAUAACUUUCUGCACGGCAAAGUUAAACCACAUUAUCAGCCUGCUCACGCCAUCAGUUGGGCAUUACAAUGUGCUAAGGGUGUUGCUUAUCUACAUGCCAUGCAACCAAAUCCUUUGAUACACCGCGACUUAAAGCCCUUAAAUUUGUUAUUAACUGAUAAAGGUAGACAUUUGAAAAUAUGUGAUUUCGGUACAGUGGCAGAUAAAUCAACUAUGAUGACUAAUAACAGGGGUAGCGCCGCUUGGAUGGCACCUGAAGUUUUUGAAGGUUCCAAAUAUACUGAAAAAUGUGAUACAUUUAGUUGGGGCAUCGUUUUAUGGGAGGUUCUGUCAAGGAAACAACCAUUUAGUGAAAUCGAUAACUCCCUCACUAUAAUGUGGAAAAUACACAAAGGUGAACGUCCGGAAAUCAAUAAAGACUGGUUUUACAACUUAAUGAAAAUGUGUGAUACAACAGCCUUAAUUUCUGCUAAGCAAACAGAUCUCCACAACUGCUGGAUUAUAUAUACCAAAAAUGAUGGCAAGGAACGUCUCACCGUCACAGAUGCCAAACCUAUGAUAACAAACGCCAAUUUGCCUAAUAGAAAUUCACGCCUUAACCACGCUGACGAAGUUGAAACAGAUGAAGAUGAAAAUGAUGGCACUGAUCAGUCUUUAGCCGAAAUGCUGGACCCUGAGUUGCAGCCGGAACCACCCAUACCAAAUAAUUCACAAUCACAAGAGAUAUACCUCGAGCACCGACGUUUAGCCAAAGAAUAUUUACAAGUCGAUACCAAACUAUACUACGCGCAGGAUUUUAAGGAUAAGCUACUAAUACAAAUGCCGCCACAGGAAAGAGAACAGAAGCAGGAAUUGCUUAAAAAAAUGAGUGAAAAGGAAGAACUCAUGGAAUUAUAUAACAAUUUGAAACUGCAACUGGAGACAAUGCGUGCUGGGCAAACCGAUACUGUGGCUCCCACUCCGAUUCCAAAUCAACGUCAGAUAAGUCAAAAUGAGGUUGUUGCUGAGGAUGGUUGGGUUGUGGUGCCACCGAAUUCGCAGAAUACAUAAGGAAACCUAAUUGGAGCUUAAGUAUUCGGUUGAAUUGCUGCAUUCAUUUAUUUUGAAAUGAACGUAUAUGUUUUCUUUUCCUUUUUAAGUUUAAGAAAUCCCAUUGAAAACUUUGUGUUUUUGAUAGUCUUAUAUUCGUUGAAGAUGUCUUGUCGGAUAUGAAUGAAGAAAUUGUACUUAUAGUAUAAUAUUUUGUGUGUGUGAAAAACAGUGUGAUAGAUUAAAGUUAUGUGAUUAUCUUAUAAAUA
Molecule: messenger RNA, 1996 nt
Organism: Teleopsis dalmanni
Lineage: Eukaryota; Metazoa; Arthropoda; Insecta; Diptera; Diopsidae
Product: mitogen-activated protein kinase kinase kinase 7-like
Exons: 9
Coding region: 291-1748 (485 amino acids)
Biological process (GO): JNK cascade; positive regulation of canonical NF-kappaB signal transduction; protein phosphorylation
Molecular function (GO): MAP kinase kinase kinase activity; ATP binding; magnesium ion binding
Source: RefSeq, a predicted model, not a curated record